This is a messenger RNA of Xenopus tropicalis (tropical clawed frog), 2512 nucleotides long. RefSeq names its product CDP-diacylglycerol synthase 1 (gene cds1). Gene Ontology annotation, molecular function: phosphatidate cytidylyltransferase activity. The transcript is spliced from 14 exons. Gene Ontology annotation, biological process: CDP-diacylglycerol biosynthetic process. Lineage: Eukaryota; Metazoa; Chordata; Amphibia; Anura; Pipidae. Bases 182 to 1528 code for a protein of 448 amino acids. Gene Ontology annotation, cellular component: membrane. The record is from RefSeq and is a predicted model, not a curated record.
ACUCGCUGCUGAUGUGAAGUACCAAAACUAGAGGAAGCAGGAUAGCUACAUGCAUAGUUUCAACAAAAGACUUAGGCAGGAACUGUGUAAACACAGAGCCAGUCUGGGCAAUGUAUACAGGUGGAAGAGGCCUUAAAAACUGGCAAAAAAGGGAUGUCACAGCAUUACACAGCGCAUCAGAAUGCAUGCUUUGAGGUCAAAGCACUUCAAGAGGUCUAUUCUGCAAGAUUUGUAUACAUUGGAACAUUCAAGUAUCAACAAGGAAACCUCCACAGAGGGCAAAUAUGUGGAAGACGACAUUGAUUCGGACAUUCCUGAUGUUUUACCCUUUAAUGACAGCACUCCAGAAGUCCUUAAGCCAGUGCUAUCUGGCUUGUCCUCCAGAUGGAAAAAUUGGUGGAUUCGUGGUAUCUUUAGUUUAACAAUGAUUUCAUUGUUUUUUUUUCUUAUCUAUAUGGGACCAGUCAUGCUGAUACUUUUGGUGUCUGCUAUACAAGUGAAGUGUUUUCAAGAAAUUAUUUCCAUUGGGCACAGAGUUUAUCGCUCCUAUGAGUUGCCGUGGUUUAGAACACUUAGCUGGUACUUCCUGUUGUGCGUUAAUUAUUUUUUCUAUGGGGAAACUCUGGCAGAUUAUUUUGCCACCUUAGUACAAAGGGAAGAAAUGCUACAGUUUCUUAUUCGCUACCAUCGCUUCAUUUCCUUUGCUUUUUAUCUCAUAGGUUUCUGCAUGUUUGUUCUCAGUUUAGUAAAGAAACACUACCGUCUGCAGUUUUACAUGUUUGGAUGGACUCAUGUCACUUUGCUGAUCACUGUUACUCAGUCUCAUCUAGUCAUCCAGAACCUUUUUGAAGGAAUGAUUUGGUUUAUAGUUCCAAUCUCCAUUGUCAUUUGUAAUGAUAUUAUGGCUUAUAUCUUUGGGUUCUUCUUUGGCAGAACUCCAUUAAUUAAGCUGUCACCCAAAAAGACCUGGGAAGGUUUCAUUGGUGGAUUCUUCAUGACAGUAAUAUUUGGAUUCUUAUUUGCCUAUAUCUUAGCACAGUUUCAGUACUUUGUUUGUCCUGUGGAAUACAGCAGUGAAACCAACAGCUUCUCCACAAAAUGCGAACCUUCGGAGAUUUUUAGACUUCAUUAUUAUAUUGUCCCUGCCUAUCUGCAGCCACUGUUGGGAAGGAGAACAGUUAGCAUGUACCCGUUCCAGAUUCACAGCAUUGCUCUGUCUUCCUUUGCAUCUUUAAUUGGGCCAUUUGGUGGCUUUUUUGCCAGUGGUUUCAAGAGAGCAUUUAAAAUUAAGGAUUUUGCAGACACCAUUCCAGGACAUGGCGGGAUCAUGGAUCGUUCUGAUUGCCAGUAUUUAAUGGCUACCUUUGUACAUGUGUAUAUUGCCAGCUUUAUAAGGGGCCCCAAUCCGAGCAAAGUUCUGCAGCAGCUUCUAGUGCUUCACCCUGAGCAACAGCUAAACAUCUACAAGGCCCUGAGGGCACAUCUUAUUGAGAAAGGAAUGACUGAUGCAGCACUUCACAAUCAAUAACCUGAAACACUGACAAGAAUAUUGACACGUAUUGCACUUGUUUAAGAGAACCAAAGGCAGAGGUCUCUAUUCCCAGGAUGGGAUAUACAUUUAAAUCUUUGAAAGCCUUUGAAAGUUUCUUGUAUUCUCUGCAGAUAUUGGAGGUUUUAACUAGAUACUCCAGUUCCUAAAAUAAUCUGCUGAAUGAAAAUGCAGAUUCAUAUGAAUGGCAUAAUGUUUUAAUGUGCCAGCCACUGCAAACAACUACCAUUUCAUGGUAAUUUGGAGAAUUUGCUUCAUGUUUUUAAUUAAUUGAAUUCUGGUUAGGGCAGAUGAACAUUUUAAAAUUGGUUUAGUAAUGGCAUAAUGCUUGUGGCAUUGCAGAGAAAGGUAUGGAAUCUGUGUACAUGUAGAUAACAUUUAGUACAAAAAAAACAGCACUGCUUUCAUUUAAGGUUACGAAAAAAGUGGCCAAACUGCUACAAAAGUAUUGUUUUUAGAUUAUUUUUUUAAAUUUUUACUUAUAAGCAUAUUGCCAGUAGAUGCUGGAUUGGGAAGCCAUAAUAAUGAGAUGUUAAAAUCUCAAGCUGAAACUCCUUUUUACUGUUUACAGAACAAUCUGUAUUUUUCAGACUUGUAGGCAGCUGCAUUUUAAUGUAUGUACAGUAAGUUUAACAGUGGAAAAAAAAGUCUAGAGGGGUAAUAUAAUAAAAGGUUACAAAGAGCGCUCCUGUUUCUACUCACAUAUAGCAGUCAGUAAGUAGAGUUUAUUAGUUACCCAUUAAAACAAAAAUCUCAUUGUUGCUAUGGUUACUGUGCUAGGGCAAACUUUGUGCCUUUUUAUUAGGGUUUGAAUUGCAUUUAGCAUUUCAUGUAUAGCCUGUUUGCUAAUUGUGCUUAUUUGCAUAACUGUAUAAUGAAUCACCAUUAGUUAGCACACAUGGCAUGCCAGAACACAUUCACUUGUGUUUCUUGAUAUGAAUAAAUUCCGUUAAACAUUUGCAA